AUGGGUGACAGUGCAACAACAUGAUGUGUACAUAACAAUUGAUUUAUUGUUACAUUAUAACGAAAAAUAUAACAAAUAUUUUCUUAUUUUUCUAUUCUAUAGGUCUCUAAUAGAAUAUAACAUGAAAAUUGUAAUAGUAAUUUCUUUUUUUGAUUAUUUUUAGUCACUAUCAGUGGAAAAAAAAUGUAUAUAUGAAAACAGUAAAAGAAGAAAAAUGAAACCACCACAAAAAAAAAAAAUAAAAAAUAAAUAAAUGGAUGAGAAAAAACAGGUAGUGGGAUAAGGUGGGAAGACGAUGGGUGACCAUAGUGAGGGAGUAGAAGACGGCGACGAAAGAGAAGGAGGAAGGGAAGGAAAGAGAGAAGGAGGAGAAAGAUGAUGAGAAGAAGAAAGAAGAGGAUGGAGAAGGAAAGUAAAAAAAAGAAAAAAAAAAGGGGAGGAAAAAAGGAUGAAGAAGAAGAAAAAUUGUUGAGAAUGAGAAAGGGUAAGAAGAGAAAAAGAAGAAUGAAAAUGAGAAUUUUACCAAAAAAAAAAAAGAAUGAAAAUGAGAAUGUGUUUGAUUCUAAUUUAUAUUAUGUAGUGUAAAAUGUAUUGUAUAUAUUUUGAUGUUCACUUCCUCUUUACAAUGUGGUUGACAUAUGAUAUGUAAGAGAUAACACUUGUUGUCGUCGAAAAUGAUAUAAUUAACAAGACCUCAUAUACUAAAGCGCUAUCUAAACACAAACACCUUUUCAUUGUCAUAUUCACAUCCUCUUGAAGCACUCUAUUCUAUGUUCUGAAAAUAUAAUAGUAUAUACUGUUCAUCUUCUCCAGUUUUGAAUUCCGUCUUCACUGUUGCUUGUUGAAUCAUCAAAUCUCUAACCACUAGCAUGCUCGCGUGAUUCACCUCAAGCUCUAGAUCCAUUAAUGCUGACAUCAGCCUUACCGUUGGGCGUUGGACUUGCUUGAUUAUCCUCUAAUCUUUGUAUCCCAACCAAUAAUCUUCACUGCGAUCUUUAUCUCCACUGGUCUGAUCACCAUUAUCGAGAAUGAUAAUGAUAGCUUUCUACCAGUGCUCACUUUUAUUAUGGUAUUCCGGCAACCUCUGUAUUUCUAAAGAGUAUUUUGAUAUGCUAUUUUUGCCUGUUUUUUCAGAUUUUUUUUCUUUCUAUCAGUCUGAAUAGGAUUAAAAAGUUAUAAAAUUUCUUACAAAUGAUACAAGGGAUAGCUAGAUCCGAACCACCAUUUAAAUUGCAUGGGCUGAAACCUAAGAUCAAACUGGCCAAAUUAAUGGAGUCCACAAAAAACAUAGUUAUAUUGAUAAACUUACCUUUUUAAAUUACCUAAAAGUAUUGUAUUCUUUUUUUAAUGAAAAGUAUUGUAUUUUUAGUGGGUUUAUGAACAAUUACGUAAACAACAUUUCACUAUAAUAAAUUGAUCUAAUAUCCAUUACUGGAACAUAAAAAAUGGAAAACCAGAAAAUCAGUGUAAACUUUUUGAAAACAAAUUUGUAAUAUAUUCGGAAAUGGAAUCAAAGCAGCAAAAUUGGAAAAGCUGCCAAGUCAGGAAAAUUAACAAUUACGUAAAAUAUAGAUUUCGCUAUAAUAGUGAUAAUUCCAUUAACAGAAACGUAAAAAAUGAAAAACCAGAAACCAGAAUAAGCUCUUAGAAUUUUUUUUUGUAAAAUAUUCAAAAAUGGAAAUAAUAAAAAUGGAAGAAAUAAAAUUGACAAAUCAGGAAAAGUAACUGAUUCGAGAAAAAGUUCAUAAUGUAUAAAUAUGUGCAUGAAUGAUCAAAGUUGCAUUGUGUCUCAAAACCAAAAGUAUUAUUCAGUCACCAUGUCUUUUGCAACCAGAAUGAUGAGCAUGACCCUCUCUCUUCAAAUCCUUACAGCUUUUCUCUUUAUUACCGCCACAGCAUCAUCACCACCCCCCAGCGGCUUCACCAUGGACCUAAUCCAACGUCGCACUAAUUCACCUUCUUCUCAACGCUCUAAUACUGAUGAUCAACUCCGAUCAUCUCCUUACGCCGACGUCGUCUUUGAUAACUACGAGUAUCUUAUGAAACUCCAAAUCGGUACACCUCCUGUCGAGAUCGAAGCAAUCGUAGACACAGGAAGCGAUGUCAUAUGGACACAAUGCUUGCCUUGUCUUAACUGCUUCAACCAAAGCAAUCCAAUAUUCGACCCUUCGAAGUCCUCGACCUACAAAGAGAAACAAUGCAAUACCCCUAAUGACCCCUCUUGUGAUUAUGAGUUGACAUACGCAGACCAAAGCUACUCCAAAGGAAGUUACGCAUCCGAGACUGUCACCAUCAAAUCCACUUCUGGCCAAUCCUAUGUAAUGCCUGAAACAGUUAUUGGAUGUUCACACAACAGCUCGGGGUUUCGAACAACCGGUUCUGGCAUUGUUGGUCUAAGUUGGGAUCGUUCAUCACUCAUCUCUCAGAUGGGCAAAAACAUGCACGGUGCCUUUUCUUACUGCUUAUCCCCUGGGGGAGCUAGUAAGAUCAACUUUGGAAGUAAUGCUAUUGUGUCAGGGAAUGGGACUGUAUCAACACCUAUGUUUCUGAAACCCGGUUUCGGUUUCUAUCACCUAAACCUAGACGCGGUCAGCGUUGGGGAAACUCGCGUUGAAACACUGGGGACACCGUUUCACGCAGUAGACGGUAACAUGAUCAUAGACUCUGGAUCAACUGCAUGCUCCUUGCCCACGAGUUACUGUAGCCUAGUGUGGGAGGCAGUGGAAAAGUUUGUUACAGCGGAACGAGUAACUUACGCGGACGGCUUGCUUUGCUACAAAACGAACACCAUGGAUGUCUUUCCAGUGAUCACAAUGCAUUUCUCUGGAGGUGCAGAUCUUGUUUUGGAUAAACACAAUACAUAUAUUUCUAAUGGACAUGCCAUUUGUCUGCUUAUUCUGUGUAAAGAAGAAGCUCUUUUUGGUAAUACAGCGCAGAACAACUUCUUGGUUGGUUAUGAUCAUUCUUCACGACUGAUUUCUUUUAAACCCACCGAUUGUGAAGUUGCACAAGACAUACCAAGAGACUCAAUUUCUGCAGCAUUGGUUUUACAGUUUAACAUUAAGUUUGUUUUAUUUAUAUUUGUCCUUUCAUUAAUUAGACUAUAGAGAAUGGAUUUGUUUUAUUUAUUUACGUCCCUUCAUUAAUAAAACGAUGGACAAUGGAUUUGUUUUAAACAUCAAUAUGCGAAUGAAUUGUUGAGUCGCACUCUUAAACGAAUAAUAAUUGACUGCUUCAUCAUGACAUGUAUAUCUCAAAGAACUCCAUCACUUUUUCUCACCUUCUCCACUGAUGAUACGUAAGAAGAUACUCAGCAGUGUAAUAUUGUUUUUUUUUUUGAGAAAUCAGUGUAAUAUUGUUUCUUGAUUAUUCUUUGGUGUCCCAUCUCCUUACGUUAUUUUCACAACUUUCGACCCUAUUUUACUCAAACUUAAAAUGAUUAUUCUCCAAGAAAAUAUGUUCUACAAGAAUUUUGAUGAAUACCGACAUAUUACUUUGGUAGAUAUGGUAAAAUAAUAUGAAGCAAAUAAAGAUGUUAUGGAUUAGUCAAGUUUUUUUUAAUUACUUUUUAUAUAUAUUUCCCUAACCUCAAUACAGAUCAUUACGCAUGAAGAAAAACAGAGGCAGAAAAAGAUACAGUCACAGUGAGAAGGCAAGCCAUAGAUGAAACAAUAAGAUAACGAUUAGGAAAGAUGAGUAAGGUUGGAAAUAUUUGAACCAUGUGAUCAGAUGUGAUUCUGAGCUUGGAAAAUGAGCUGUCCUCUUGAAAAAUCCCCAUGUCUCUGCGAUCUCUUCCAAAAUAGUUUAGCACGUACAACAAGUUAAAAUUUCUUUGACCAAAAUCUAUGUCGGUUUUCUCACAAAAUUAUGCAAUCUAGAGUUCCCCUCUCACAGAUUUAUGCAAUCUAGAUUUUAAAUGGAUUAUACCUAUAAAGACAU
Molecule: messenger RNA, 3939 nt
Organism: Brassica napus (rape)
Lineage: Eukaryota; Viridiplantae; Streptophyta; Magnoliopsida; Brassicales; Brassicaceae
Product: aspartic proteinase CDR1-like
Exons: 1
Coding region: 1758-3107 (449 amino acids)
Biological process (GO): proteolysis
Cellular component (GO): extracellular region
Molecular function (GO): aspartic-type endopeptidase activity
Source: RefSeq, a predicted model, not a curated record